CAAAAGGAGAGGAACAUUUCCAGGACGGGCGAGAGAGGAAGAAAUCAAAAGUGAAACUAAUAGUGCCAAAAGGGGUGGUCCUUCAAACUGCUGUAUGAGAGGAGAAGCCAUUAUCUAUUUGUCACAGCGCAUAUCACGGCAUGCUGGGUCUUUCAGACUGCAACUGAAGUCUUGGUUCAGGUAAAACACAGAAGAAAUGAUGGAGGGAAAUAGAUGCUGAGACUUGAAAUGACAUGGAGACAAACAUUUUGGACCUGAAGAUGAAAGAGUACUUGGGGUGUUCCUCUGUGCUGCUCCCAGCCUUUGGAUGAUGGCACAAUUCCUGCCACUGAAACAAGGUUUUCUGAUCUGUUACGAGAGCGUGUCUUUUGGAAGGAAUUUGUACGCCUCAUUCUGUCAAAGGGAUUGUUCUGGCACUCCUCCAGCCUGUCCUCCCAUAUCCAAAUCCUGAUGUGAAAUGAGUAGAGACUUCCGCAAACUGCUUUUUGAAGUUUCUGAGGCUUUGGUCACAGAUGAACUGUCAGCUCUUAAGUUCCUCAGCCUGGAACAUGUUCCCAGGAGGAAGCUGGAAGCCAUCCAGGAGCCCAAGGCCUUCUUCGAAGUGCUGCAGGAGAAAGACAUGAUCGGAGUGGGGAACCUGUCCCUCCUGAAGGAGCUGCUCUACCGCAUCGGUCGGAUCGACCUCCUGACUGCCCACCUGGGCUCCAGCCGGGAGGAGAUGGAGAGAGAGCUGCAGCUCCCGGGCAGGGCACAGGUGUCAGCUUACAGGCAACUGCUAUAUGGAAUUGCAGAGGACUUGACUCCAGAAGAUGUCAGAAGUGUGAAGUUCCUGCUCCAAAAACAAUUACCAAAGAACAAGCUCCAGGAAAAUGCUUCAAUGUUGCAGGUCUUUCUGGAAAUGGAAAUAAAUGGGAUAAUUAAAGAAGAUAACCUGACAAUGCUGAAAGAUAUAUUACAGGGAUUUAGAGCUGACUUAAAGAAAAAAAUUGAUGCCUAUGAAGAAAAAAGAAAAGAAAAUUAUUCUAGAGAAGAAGUCCGCUAUCCUGUGUCUGUGUCUGCGCAUCCAGAGGAGCAAAGAGCAGAGGGGGAGGCACCACACCCGUAUGGGAAAAUAUAUAAGAUGAAAAAUAACCCCCAUGGUUACUGUUUGAUUCUUAACAACCACAUUUUUAAAAAUCCACGUUACAAUAGAGAGGGAACAUUGCAAGAUGGAGAGGCUGUGAAGGAGGUCUUUAAGUGGCUUCAGUUUGAGACAGUUGAGUACAUGGAUCUAGAAGGAAAAAAACUAAAAGACACAGUUAAAGAAUACAGCAAAAAAGAUCAUAGAAAUAUGGACUGUUUUGUUUGCUUCAUUUUGUCCCAUGGUGAAAAAGACAAAAUCAAAGGCGUUGAUGAUGUGUGUGUAAAUAUUGAAGAUUUAGUCUCCUGCUUCACUGGAACUAAUUGUCCUUCUCUUGCUGGCAAACCCAAGGUGUUUAUCAUCCAGGCUUGCCAAGGCUCUCUAGGUCAUCCAUCUGUUACAGUAGAACCAGACUCUUCUGGACAUCUUGAGGUGGAUGCUACUCCUUCGACUUCCAUUCCUGAUAAGGCUGAUAUUCUGAUUGGCAUGGCUACAGUGGAGGACUAUUUGUCCUUCCGCAGUCGUAGGACUGGCAGUGUUUACAUUCAAUCCCUCUGUGAGAAGAUGAAGUUGCUUUGCCCACUCGGCGUGGAUUUCACAGCCAUCCUGACAGAAGUGAACAACGAAGUGGCAGGAAAAGAAUUAGAAGGAUGUAAGCAGAUGCCAAAGAUAACAUCAACACUACUGAAGCAACUGAUCUUUGAAAUUCCACAACGAAAAGUAGACAACUAAGAAUACAGUUGGUUAGGAAUGACAUCUGGAAUGGGCUUCGACAGGGAAGAGAAUUUACAUGAGAAAUUAUCUGGAUCUACGUAGUAGCCCCAGUCCUUUAAGGAGGCAUGGGACCUAAAUUUUCCAACUUCCAUAUUGAAUCAGUCUUCCCACAUCUGGAUCUGUAGCUGUCGGGUAAGGCUGUGGAAAACUACAGAUCAUCUGACUUUUUGUCCUGCAGAAGCAGUGGAGUAUGUUCAGUCUAGGCUUCAAGUGAGAAAGCACUUUCAAGUACUAUUGUAAGAGUUACUGAAAAUGUCAGUGAAGUCCCACUUGUGUCUGAGAUGUUUUAAGUCCCUGAAAUCUGAAAAAAAAAGAACAGAUUCAGAAUGUUGGAUCCAUUCCCAGGCAGCAUGUGUAAGGUGGUAACUGCCUUACCCAGAGGUGAAUAAUUGUCUGUCUUUGGAAGCUAUAACUGUUCAUGGAAAAUAACAUCCUGCUCCAGAAGGACCAAAGCCCCAUGAUUAUGUUAGUUUGGUUGUUUUCUUCUAAAUAUUUGGUUUGGUUUAUGUCAGUCACUUACUUGAAUAAGCAGCCCAGCUGUAUACGUUUUUCAAUAGUAAAGGUUCUUAGUUUGUUAUUUCUCAGAGCUCUCAGGGCACAGUGUCAUGAAUGACUGUGGAAUACUGGAAGGAAGCUCUGUAAUCUUGUUUCUGUAACAAUAAAUUCUCUUUGUUUUUAUAUCA
This is a messenger RNA of Corvus hawaiiensis (hawaiian crow), 2577 nucleotides long. RefSeq names its product caspase-8-like. Lineage: Eukaryota; Metazoa; Chordata; Aves; Passeriformes; Corvidae. The transcript has 9 exons. The coding region runs from base 458 to 1852 and encodes 464 amino acids. The record is from RefSeq and is a predicted model, not a curated record. Gene Ontology annotation, molecular function: cysteine-type endopeptidase activity; protein binding. Gene Ontology annotation, biological process: regulation of apoptotic process; apoptotic process; proteolysis.